Molecule: messenger RNA, 3390 nt
Organism: Tigriopus californicus
Lineage: Eukaryota; Metazoa; Arthropoda; Copepoda; Harpacticoida; Harpacticidae
Product: probable mitochondrial glutathione transporter SLC25A40
Exons: 3
Coding region: 435-1502 (355 amino acids)
Biological process (GO): mitochondrial transmembrane transport
Source: RefSeq, a predicted model, not a curated record
ACCAAAUCCUCUUUUGCUCCUGCUCGUUACUAAGGCCAUGCUCACGUUAAUCUUGGGAUUGGGCUAGUCCGUGAUUGAUCGAUCCCUUGAACCUUGGACAACGAGAGCAUGUCCCUGGCUUCGCGAAUCACUCUGGGUGUGACGACUUUGGGCACGGCCUUCGGGAUUUAUUAUAUUCAUGCGACACAGGAGCGUGAUCGCAAUGCCUUACAUCAGGGAAUCGUCCGCGAUCUGCAGCGCCGAAACAUGAAACAAACCCAAAACUUGGAUCGCUUGGCCCAACAAAGCACAUUUGAGCGUCUCUUGAAGGAAGAGCCCUCGACUCGUGAACCGGGUCCCCCGACGGUGACCCCAACCAAUCAAUAAAACUUCAACAAGGUCGAUCAUAUCACCCAACAAGUAGCAGUUGUAGAACUAGGAGUAGUUGUGACAUCAUGAUUACCACUGAAAGUAAACCCGCACCCGCCGAGGCUCAAAUCAACGAGGCCCUCAAGGUCACGCCCGCUCAGCAAAUGAUGUCUUCCUGUGCGGGGGCCUUAUUGGUUUCCCUCUUCAUGACGCCUUUGGACGUGGUCAAGAUUCGAUUGCAGGCUCAAGAUAUGGUGUUCAGUCGGAAGUGUUUCUUGUACAGUAACGGCAUUACCGACCAUCUGUAUGCGCGCGUCAAUGGCGAUGCUCCCCCGCCCACUGCUCUUCAUACGCGGGAAGAGAUCUGCAAUUGCCGGUGGUACAACCGGCCCAAAUAUUUCACAGGUACUCUCGAUGCCCUGGUCAAAAUUGGAAAAGUGGAAGGGGUUUCCUCUUUGUGGAGUGGACUCAGUCCCACUCUCAUUUCUGCUGUGCCCACCACCGUCAUUUAUUUCACCACGUAUGAGCGCAUCAAGUUGGCGUUCUUGGCGCAUGCGCCGGCACUAGACCCAGAAACGACCGUUCCUCUGAGCUCUGGCGCAAUAGCCCGCGUUUUUGCCGUCACCGUGGUCAGCCCCUUGGAACUGAUUCGCACUAAAAUGCAAUCUCGCCGAAUGGCCCUCUGGCAGAUCAGAGAGGCUAUAGUGAGUACCGUACGUUCUGAAGGCCCUCGGGGCCUUUGGAAGGGAUAUGGGGCUACACUUUACCGUGAUGUGCCUUUCUCAGCCUUGUAUUGGCCCUUUUAUGAAUACAUUAGAGGCCAUCUUAUUAGUCGGGAUCAAGCCUUUGGGGCUGCGUUCAUCUCUGGCGCCCUGGCAGGCUCAACAGCAAGUGCGCUUACGCUGCCCAUGGAUGUGAUCAAAACUCGCCAUCAGUUGGAAAUGGGUGAGCAUGAGCUGACUGGCAAGGCCCAAAAGAAAAAGACAUCGCUCGGCACAGCCAGAGAGAUCGUGAGUCAGCAGGGCGUGCGCGGAUUAUUUACCGGCCUUGCGCCCCGCGUAUUGAAAGUAGCUCCAGCAUGCGCCAUCAUGAUUUCUAGUUAUGAAUAUUGCAAGCGAUUCUUCGCCCAUCACAAUGAACUCAAAGCCCAGUGAAUCCAGUAAGUGAAACUGAAUACGGCUUCUUACUCUCAGUGAUGUCAUGGUAUGAGACAGUCUUACUUUUGUACGUUGUCGCCAUCGAAAUAGAGCAUUCUUUCAGGGAACCCAAGUGUACGUUCAUUGAAUUCAAACAUGGUAACGAUUUGUUUUUAUUUCUAAGAUUUUUUGAAUGACAAAUGAAUUCGGUAUGUGAUAUGACAAUGAAGGUACUGCGGAGGAUAAAUUAUAUAGUAGCUCAAGUUCAUUUAGGUUCCUAUUGACAUUUUGUAUGUGUUCUUUGUCUUCUUUUUGCACGUGCUCCUUCUACAGAGCGGUAGUAUAUGGUUAUUAAGAUGGUAUUCCGACUAGCAGUAAAUAACCAUAGUAACAUUGCUUUCUACUUUAAAUGGGGUUUUGACGGUGUUUGCAAAUGAAUAUACUGGUUAUUCAAUUAUAAUGCCCUCUUACGGUGAAUGAAUCCGUGUCAGAGAUAUCUUUAAGUUGGCUCCUCCAUAAUUUUGGGUCGUUUUCUGGUCUGCCAAAUACGUCGAGUAGGGGAGAGAGACAUUUGAUCCUGGGUGAUUCUCAAAUACAUAUCAGGCCGCCCAAGCAUUGCGCACUCGGAUAUUGAGCUUUCAAUGCAAUGUUGGAGACUUACAUAACCGAGCAGUUCUUCUUGAAAUCUGUCUCGAGUUCCUCGUCAAGAUCUCGAAUGUCCGGCAAACUCUUCCCUUCGACUUUGGGCAGAUAAGCCUCUUUGCAGAGGCCUUCCCGCUCAUAGAAGAGCAAGUAGGCCGUUGAUUUGUCCAUUUGGUCCUCGUUGAUUGGCUGUGAAAUCCAAGCAGAGAGCAGAAUGAAGACGGGACAUUGAGAAGCAAGUUUGAGCGAAAUUCACCAAGUUGAUGGAUAACACUAAUUUUUUUUUUCAUUUUAACGUAACAAGUGGAAGAGGCAAACAGAAACGAGAGAGCAAUUCUUGUGGACUUACCUUGCAGGCACUGUCAUUUUGCAGGUACCAUUUGCCGUCAUUAUGCUUUCCAUAGGACACGUAAUGACCUCCGGCCAACACACCCGAGUGAGACUAAAUGAAAAAUAAUAAUGAAAAAAAAGAUCUUCAAUUUUUCAGAUUCGGGAGUUUGACGAUUUCCUUUGAUUCAUUUUCCAUUCUUUUGCGACAACGUUUGAUCAAAACAUUUCCUUUAGGUUUUUUAUCAUCAAUUAAAGAUUGCCUUUUUACAUCGUUCAACCGGAAAAAGAAAUUACUCAUUCUAGGCAAUCCUUAACUUCAAAGUAAUAAAAAAGAUGUUUCAAAUGACACACUUUCUAUUGGCUUUCCUCGACAACUCUCAUUAAAUCAGAACUUCAACUUACCACCAUUGAAUAGAGUUUAUAAUUGAUCUCCAACGGAUUGUGCCCUUCAACCAAUUUGUGUUGAUGAAAAUCUUCCAAUUGGUCAUCUUUGAUGGUAUGAGUGAGCAACGACGUAGAUUCCAUUCGUUUCCGUCGAGCAAUCGGGUCCUCGCCAUUCAUCGGAUGCGACACCAUGGGCCUGGUAUCUGGCUUCUGACCAUCUUCCACACCUCCGUUGCACAUGGGAGGAGGGUUGUGAUUCUCGUGUCCAAACACUUCCUCCUCGUCUCCGUCUUCGUCAUCAUCCUGGAUGUUGAUCUCGUGGAGUGGUUGCGUGAUCGUCUCCAAUGAAUUGGGUUCACUUAGCUCGGCAAUUGUUCCAUGAGCUAUUGGUUUGGCACCCGAACGUAGAGCUCGAUAGCGUUGAACCGUGGUUCCUGGGACAGCGGCCAGAAAGGGCGUGGGAUCGAAGUCUUUGAUGGGAAAGUCCACGAUUUUAUGGGAUUUGAUCCACCGGCCAUUGACAAAGUGAAACCGCUUGAAGUGGACAAUC